This is a messenger RNA of Aphanomyces astaci, 1183 nucleotides long. RefSeq lists its product as hypothetical. The transcript has 2 exons. The coding region runs from base 23 to 907 and encodes 294 amino acids. Lineage: Eukaryota; Oomycota; Saprolegniomycetes; Saprolegniales; Verrucalvaceae. The record is from RefSeq and is a predicted model, not a curated record. Gene Ontology annotation, cellular component: cytoplasmic microtubule.
AUGAUAUCGCAAAUUGGAAACCAUGGCGACAUGGCGGGUCGCGCGGACGAAUGACUCGUCGGGCGUCGCGAGUGCGCUUCGUCCAAGCACUGGCUAUCGUGAGGAUAUGAUUCGACGUGGCGCGAUCCCCCGGGACUUUGUCGCUGAAAACCGCAAGCUGGUCAAGCAGAAGCAGCGCGAGUUGCAGAAGAAGAAGGAGGAGGACGAAGUGCGCGCAAAAGCGCAGCUAGAGCGCGACAAUUUCAAGAUCAAAAAGUUUACCAAGUCCCGAAGAGGAGGCUCCUCGUCGUCGUCGUCGGUGGGGGACUUGGCGUCAGAAGCUCCGAGCACGCACAGCAGAAUGUCUCGGAGUUCCCAUCGAUCCGCCGUGGACGAUCGGUUAACUAAGGCACGUGUCCCAACCCAGGCAGAACUCAGGCAGCGCGAGGACGACCUGAAGGAGAUGACGCAGCACCUCCGCAACAAGAACGUCGACUACAUCAGCACGAAUGCAUGGCAUGUCAUCCAACAGACCCCCAAGCGGCUGGACCCGUCGCCGGCCGAGGUGCGCGAUUCAAAAGCAAGGCGGCACCGCAACUUCGGCGAAGUCCCAGGGUAUAUUCGAGCUCGUAAAGCAGCGUGGGCCAAGGAGGAAGGCGACCGACGCGCGAACCUCCCCGAUCCCGACUGUCCCCCUGGCAUGGUGCUCAUGCCCGACGACGAGCGGGUGGCUACCCUCGCGACCCUUCGUGAGACCCUCGAACAGACACGGCGGCAGCUCCAAGCGCUCCCAUUACGCAUCGAAACCCUGAGUCAGAUCCGCCGCAAGACCGCCAUCGAUUCGAAAAUGCAAGAGAUCGAAGACGCAAUCGUCGUUUUCGACAAGCCCAAAGUGUUCAUGCUGCCCCCCACCACUCUAAGUGCCUAGUUGGCCUCAAACACUCACAUUUUUCUCCAUGAUAUGACGCCUCGAUCUCCCCAAAUACGUCGAGAUCGACGAUUCAACGAACCAGACUUCAUGGAGGUAUGAGCCCCAUGGGGGUUGCACUUAGAUGUCCGACGACGAAUAGCAGUAGUUUAGUAGUUAUAGAGGGGGGACAUUUCAAUCGCUACGUUGUUAAUCGACGUUAUUGUACGGAAGUUCCCCGAUACAAGGGAUUUGGUAGUACAACGUUCCAUAUCAAGUGGAGAUCCCAUACGAAGU